GGAGCAGGGCUGCACUGUGAUGGGCUGCCUCUCCCCCAGGCGAAGGUGACGGAGGAAUGCUCGCAGUACGAGUUCGAGAACUACAUGAGGCAGCAGCUGCUCCUGGCCGAGGAGAAGAACACUUUGCACGAGGCCAAGAGCUUCCUGCAGAAGCGGCAGUUUGGGAACAUCCCCCCCGUGCGCCGCCUGGGCCACGACGCGCAGCCCAUGAACCCUCUGGAUGCGGCCAUCCUGGCCCAGCGCUACCUGCGGAAGUAGCUUCCACACCUCUGGGAGCAGAGCACGCCCUGCAGCCCGCUCCCACACUGCAGCCCAGCAGCAAUACCGGUGUCCCACGGCGGAGAAUCAUGUAGCAGUUCUGAGCUCUGCUCGGGGACGCGCUCUGGAGGGAGAAGACUUUUCACAAAGCUCCUUUUGGAAGCAGCGGCCUCUCGGCGUCUUCUGGAAUCUCUGUUUUUAAAUCGAAGCCUAGGUGACUAAUCUGCUUCUAAUCACGACUGUAAUCUACCUCUCUUGUCUUUUUAACCGUGCUGUUCUCUGGACCGAGCAAAGCCCGUGGGGAAGGAGACUCCCAGGGUGAAGCUGGCUUGCUGGCACGAGAGUUUGCGGCUGUGUAGCAUGGAGAGUCGGCCGAUUGCAUUCGCUCCAUAUGGUUUGAAUAAGCUUAGAUUUAUCCGGGUUUCUUGAAAGUAAGAAUUUCCUGAAGCCUCCCACUUUCCCCCUCCACCCCCCUCCAUCUGCAUCGAAUCUUUUUCUGUUCUUACCGUGCCCCCUGGUGUUACUGCACUGCCCUGGGUGGUGGCGUGUGGGUGGGAGGACCAGCAGCCCCCCAUCACCCAGCAGUUCAUCACCAACAGCCCUCACCCGGUGGCACAGGGAUGGGAACUGUCACUGCAGGCCGUGGCUGUGCAGACCCUCCUCUCCCCCUGUGCCCGUGGUUGACUGGGGGCUGCACGGCACUCAGCCCUGCGUGGCCUUUUGCCCUCUCCCCCCCCUUUCCCCAGCUUCUUUUAGUUUCGUUAAGAAUACACGUAUUUUAAUCUUUUUUUUUUUUUUUUUCCCUGUAGCUUAUCCGAGGUGCAGUUAAAGUUGCAUUAAUUCUGACCUAGCAUUUUCACACUUCAGUUGUGGUACAGAUCUAAUAUAUGGGUUAUAAUGUGAACGAGCUGCCCCCCAUCAUCCAUCCGAGCUCUGUGCUCCAGUGGGGUGAGCAGCAGCUCAGGUGUAGCAUUGCCUUCUCUUGCCCCUCGUGGGGCUGCUGCCUGCUCAUGGCUGGAGCAGCAGGCGUUUCUCCCCUCGCCGCAGCCCCCAGCUGAGCCAGUAGCUUCAAGUCUUCGCCUUAUUUAUUGAGCUGACAGAUCUGUCCCCUGCCCCACCGCCCUCCCCUCUCCUCCCCGUUUCUUUUCUCUUCCGUUUCCCAAAGUCAAAGCAAUACUCUGGGGCCUGUGAUACGGAGUGCCAUCGCCGGGGGAUCACAGCUGUGCUACAGUGGACUGGAAUUGGGGGGAGGGGGGGGAACACGAGUGGUGCGCUGGGGAGCGGUGUGUGGCACGCUGUGGGGAAAGGUUCCUAUUGUAAGGAAAAGGAAGGAAAAAAAAAAAAAAGAAAAAAAAAUUGUAUAAAGAUGUUAUUUUUGUACUACAUCGAACCUCCUCCUGCAUGUCGGCAAUAAAAGUUGGUACUGAGAGCCAGGUGCUCCAUGAGCCCGGGGGGGGAGCGGUGCCCCAUAGCCGUGUAGGGCCCCCAAUCCAUGUGGGGCUGGGGGCGCGCAGCUGUGGGUCCUCGCUGUUGGGCUGCUGUGCUGCACUCCUAUGGGACGAGCAGCCGUGUGGGUGCCAUUGCGGUGGAGCAGAAUGGUGAUGGCAAUCAGAGCGUGGUCAGCACGGAGUGCGGGGAGCCCUGGGCUCAGGAUGGCCCCACAGCAGUGGUUUGUGGCUGAAGGAUUAUUGCAGCUCGUCCUAUCAGUGCUGCAGGGACGUGCAGGUAAGGAGACCCUCAUUCUUGCAAGUUUUAAGGGGUGGGCGUCUCGCUGUGUUUAUGGUGGAGGGAACCUCAGCCUCAUAGAGCAGCACAGGAGGUGCCCCUCAACCCCAAAGCUGUGUGUAGGGGAGCUCCAGCACUGUGUGGGGUCCCAGCCUUGCCGUGCAGUGGUGCCUCCCAAACAGCCUGAGCAGCAGAUGGGACCGGGAUGGGACUGGGCCUAUGGCUGGGAAUAGGACAAGGCUGCCAGGCUCUGUUCUGUGCAUCCCAGGGGAGCGGGACGGAGCUGCCAUUGGCUCCAGCAGGGAGUGCUGACCGCCAGCCUCCUCCGAACUAUUUCCUGUUGCUGCAGCGUUAAUGCUAAACAGACCUUUCUCUCUCGUCUCUGUACAGCCAAAGUGCGGAGGCUCCGCUGCCGUCCCGAUGCCCCACAUGCGCUGUCCCCAGAGGCCCUGAGCGCAGCCAUGGAGAGCCGCAAGCAGGACAUGGAGCUGCUGAGCAACAGCAUGGCUGCCUACGCACACAUCCGAGCCAACCCUGAGAGCUUCGGGCUGUACUUCGUGCUGGGCGUCUGCUUCGGGCUGGUGCUGACGCUGUGCCUGCUGCUGCUGCGCAUCUCCUGCCGGCCCCGCACACAGCACACGGCCCGGCCCGGCCCCGCCGACCUCAGCGAGGACGAUGACGAUGACGAGGAUGAAGAGGAGGACACGGUGGACCGCGCCGCCUCCGAGUCGCUGCUGCCGAUGACCGAGAUCCCGUUGGAGCCCCACAGCCCCGGGGACGGCGCUGCGCCCAUCAACGUCUUCGCGUCGGCCGAGGAGUUGGAGCGGGCGCAGCGCCUGGAGGAGCGCGAGCGGAUCAUCCGUGAGAUCUGGCGCAACGGGCAGCCCGACCUGCUGGGUGCCGGCACUUUGGGCCGCGGCCAUUACUACUGAGCGGGGCCCACGGAAACGGGAACCCAGCCGGAGCGGGGCGGCACCGUCGGAGUUCCCUCACCCCACCGCUGUGGGACACGAUGCACUUUGAGCCGUUGGUACGAAGCCGGGCGGGGGCCGAGCAGCCCCACGGAUGAGAGCGGGGCUGCGGUGCUGCCCCCAGCACGGCGCUCUCCUGCCCGGUUCCCGUUCCUGUUUCCCUGCCCGCUGUCUUUGGCCUUUCCGGCACCGCCCGGCCCAGCGCAGCGCCGGAUGUUUCCCGGUGGGCUCAGAGCUGCUCACGUCCCCCCGGCCCGUGCUGCUCCCAGCCCCGCUGCCCUCCCUCCACAUCUACAAAAAUAGCUCCUUCCCAGCCCGGCCCCGCCGGAUCCAGAUGUUUUCCAGAUGUUCUCCCAGUCCCACGCCGGUGGCGCGAGGCCAAACUGCGCCCAGGGCUGGGGAUGGGAAAUGGAGGGGGGGAGGUGAGGAGGAGGAGGAGGAGGCACGGCUCCCUGCUCUGCUCCCAGACAGCGAUGGGGCUGUCGGGGCCCUGCACCCCCCCAGCUGUGAUCUCAGCUUCACUGGGGGACACUCAGCUACGACAACCCAGCAGAGCUGAGAGCCCCAGCCUUGAGCGCACAGCACGUGGGGCACAGAGCACAAAGGCCACAGAGCAGCAGAGGGCAGGGAGGGCGUCUGCACUGCAGCACUGAAUCCUCCUUCAGAUGGAGGCCCUCUGAGCUGGUGACACGGAACCCAUGGAAAAGGAGCUGAUGCAGCUGCAGCCAACCUACCAGCAGUGGGAGGAAACGUUUCCUCCCCGAGGCUGAAGGAGCACUGAGCACCUUUUGUCCCACGUCGGUUUAAGGGCUCCAAUUCCAGGGUGAAGGAAAACACAGACCGCAAAGCCAGGCCACCCCCCACCGGGCACAGCCUGGAGCUGAGCGAGCUGUGCCCUUCCUCUGCACUGAGAGCAGUGGAAAAACCUUUCCUGAGCAGCAGCAGCAAAGGCGGUGACCAACGCUCUCCUUCACAGCUGAUGGGCACGGAGGUUUAGUGCCAGAAAAAAGCGAGGGCUGCCAGGAGCACGGGCAGGAGGGCUGGGCUGCUGGGGGCCAAGGCAGACAUACUGAAAGACAGAAGGAAGCCGUUACACCUACUCGUUUUAUUGAGUUUUAUUUGCAUAAACAAACGCCAGGGGUUUGCUAAAGAGGAGCUGUUCGAGUCGAAAGAAACCGAGCUCUAGUUGGUGUGUG
Messenger RNA from Meleagris gallopavo (turkey), 4150 nucleotides. It is a transcript of the gene EVA1B, whose product is annotated as eva-1 homolog B. The record is from RefSeq and is a predicted model, not a curated record. NCBI's taxonomy places the organism in Eukaryota, Metazoa, Chordata, Aves, Galliformes, Phasianidae.